GCGAUGGUGUGGGCACAACAUCUUUGAACGAUACACCUGAUAAUUGUCUGAGCCUCAUUCGUCGCAGAUACGGGCGGACAACACUUCUUGGAUGGGUACCCGUUGUGUGUCCCAUGCGUUAUGCGUGUGGGGCCGACGUGUCCAUGGUCUUCAGAGACCCUCUCGCUGUUUCGUUUUUUGUGACGUACUCAGAUGGUUUACUGCAUCACAUUCAGUACAUGUCGGUGGAGGACAUGGCAGGCAGCGAUGAUAACAGGGGCAUUCCAGAACCUCAUAUUGCACGCACAAUACAACCGGCAUGUGAGGUAAAUGGACCGCCUCCAGACACGGACGUGGCAUGUGCUGCAAACAGACAAGCUGAAGACACGGAUGCGGGAUGUGCUGUUGUGGACAAGAGCAGACCACCAAGCGGCACGAUAAACAGCGAUGGUAGCCGGAAGAUUGAACGAGGAAUGAAGCGGAAGGCCACAAGCAGAAGAGACAAUGGGGGAACACCGACGCUAGCAGAGAGGGGGAGGGGAGGAAAUGGGAAGAGGGGAAAAACACCAAUGGCACGUGGACGACGGAGAGGAAGGGGGAGGGGGCAGGGAGGAGCAGCAAUGGAUGGCCCAGGGGAAACACGAAGAAAAAUUGGUGGAAGCGAAGGAGUUCAGAGGCGCAAUCGCCAACCUGGAGAGGCUGCUGUGGCAUAAAUGCGCCGGUUGCAACCCAGCACAGACCUUUGCAUCGCUUACAAACCAUUUGUAAGGCUAGUGAGGGAGAUUGUGCAGAAAGAAGAAGUUGCAACAAAUCCAAUGCGGUUCC
Messenger RNA from Chara braunii, 804 nucleotides. The record is from the annotation of a GenBank genome assembly. Lineage: Eukaryota; Viridiplantae; Streptophyta; Charophyceae; Charales; Characeae.